AUGUCCCAGGCACCGCAAAUCCGCUCUCUCUACCGCCGCAUUCUGCGCGAACUCCCCUCGACUCCCCAAACCACACGCACGCAGCACCAAAAGCUAUCCGCACCAUCACAUCUGCAACAACGCAUACGGUCAACCAUUUCAAAAUCAUCGGCGAGCACAAGUGGUCAGAUACACCAAGCAGAACAAUUCAUCCAGUACGUGCAAGCACAACGAACGUAUGCGACGCUGCUCGAACGGUAUAAUCCGGGUAUGGGGAUGAGUGAGGAGGAACGGGUGAGAUUGAGUGCUAGGAGAGUGGGCAUGAAUCUACCGGUCGAAUUUGACGGUUCGAAGGAGAAUCAGUGA
This is a messenger RNA of Cucurbitaria berberidis CBS 394.84, 345 nucleotides long. RefSeq lists its product as uncharacterized. The coding region runs from base 1 to 345 and encodes 114 amino acids. The record is from RefSeq and is a predicted model, not a curated record. Lineage: Eukaryota; Fungi; Ascomycota; Dothideomycetes; Pleosporales; Cucurbitariaceae. Gene Ontology annotation, biological process: mitochondrial proton-transporting ATP synthase complex assembly. Gene Ontology annotation, cellular component: mitochondrial matrix. The transcript has a single exon.